AUGGAGGCAAAGGAGGAUAAGCAGCAACAGCAUAAAAUAGAAGCUGCUGGCAUAGUGUAUAAAACUGAAAAAGAAGAACUCAAACAUGAAAAAGAGCCUGGAAAGAGCACACCACAUUCAAAACCAUGUGUCAGGAGACACCGUGUAUAUUAUGCUAAAUUCAUUAACACAAAUGCAAGAACAUUCAAUGAACCAGUUCCCUACAUAGAUCCUAAAAUAGGGACAGAAAACCAGGAUGACUGGUGGUCACAUGGGAAAGAACCUGAGCAUCACUUCCAACCACCUUAUGAUAUUAACAGCACCCAGAGGAGUGACUUUCAAAAACCAAUGUGUCCUUUGGUUUUGCCGGUCAGGCACAGCAAGCUGCAAAAGCCUUCCUGUGGAAUAGUUCCACUUGCCUCUCCCAAUGCAUCCACAGAACUUCAAAGGAAUUUUAUAGAACGUAUCUCCUUUAUACAUCAAUAUGAUUCCAGGAAAAUUCCCAGUGAGCCCAUGAGGUGUAAGCGGCAUGGAGUUUUUAUGCAGAUAGAGAUAAAACCAGGGAGGAGGCCAAGAGCUCCUCAGGGAACAGAGGCAUUACUGAACGCUCCAGGGUCAUGCUCAUCAGAACAGCCCAAAAAAACAGAGAAAGGAAACUCAGCAGAGAGCAAAAUGACCUCACCGGGUGUCGGCCAACAAACGUCCCCAGAGCUGUUAGAGACUAAAGCCCACUUAUCAGAAACAGACGUGAGGGAGGCGGCCACGGCCACGGCCGGCCCCACGAGUCCUGUGAGGGGGGAGUCUGCUGACGGCGCUCCAACGACUGCAGCGGAUGCUCUGAUCACCAGGCACAAUCCUUCAACUCCGCCAAUAAAAAGUCAGGAUAAAGUACUUUCUCCAGAUAAAGACAUAACCCUUGGAACGUAGAGAAAUUUCAGAAUCAUCAUAUAGGCUCUUGCAUUUGCCUUUUCUCUUACCAAUAACCUCAAAACACACAAUUUACAUAACUGAGAGAAUUUUUAAAAAGACAAUUACAAUAUACCAAAAUUCUAAGAGUGGUCUUAAGAAUUUUUAUUCUCUAGCCUUUUCUAUCAUUUCCACCCCCCUCCAUUCUCUCUCUCUGUUCCUUCUGGGACAGCUACUCGCUGAAUGAUGGAAUACUUGGAUUUAUCUUCUAUGCCUCUUUUACUUUCCUCUCAUUAUCCUUCUCAUGGUACUUUACCACGAAACGAUGCAAGAGCCCCUUGACACUCACUUUCUAUUAAUUUGCUUUUCAGCCUUGUCCAUUAUUAUGCUGGGCCACCUAUUGAAGUUUAUAAAAAUUUUAGUAUUAUAUUUAAAUAUUUAGUAUUAUAUAUGCAUGCUUUCUAAACACACAAGACUCUUCCUACAGUAUAGGUAGGACAGCCUCUCUCAUCCCUUUAGAAUAAUACUAUAGUCUUUAGUGCAAUGCCUCACUCUCUUGGUAUUGUACUUUUUCCUUACACGCUUGGUGCUUCUUGGUUGGAUACCCUGCUUUGAGGAUGAGAUUUCCAGAUCCUUAUCAGCAGAAGCUGUUUCUGUCCAUCACAGCCUGGCUUUGGGACAGGGCUGGGAUAUGCCGGCAGACAGGCUCUGAGGAGGAUCUGUCUGAGAGGCUCUCUGAUCCUUCUGGGGGUCAGGAGCUGCUCAGGCACUGCCUUGCUUUUCCAGACCCAGUGUCUGAUUUGAUCCAGACCACAGCUGCCCAUUGCUUAGCACCGCAGACCGGGGAAGGGGAAACUGAGGUGCUGCUCCACAUGCGGUUCCCCAAUUUCCCAAACUGAUCAGUGUCCCAGGGUCCCUUCUCCUUCCUGAUAUCCACCGACUCUCAG
Messenger RNA from Myotis myotis, 1832 nucleotides. RefSeq names its product chromosome unknown C2orf73 homolog (gene CIMIP6). The transcript is spliced from 5 exons. The record is from RefSeq and is a predicted model, not a curated record. Lineage: Eukaryota; Metazoa; Chordata; Mammalia; Chiroptera; Vespertilionidae. Bases 1 to 906 code for a protein of 301 amino acids.